This is a messenger RNA of Pogonomyrmex barbatus (red harvester ant), 1667 nucleotides long. RefSeq lists its product as uncharacterized. Lineage: Eukaryota; Metazoa; Arthropoda; Insecta; Hymenoptera; Formicidae. The record is from RefSeq and is a predicted model, not a curated record.
CAAAUCACGUUUCAAAAUUUUUAACUUAUACCACUAUGAUUUUCAACUCCUCAAUUUUAUCUCGAUAGCUUCACGAUCUCAAUCAUGCUCAUCUUAAACGUAAAAUUUGCAUUAAAGAAUAUUAAUGAAAAAAAAAUCUUAACACUUCUUUCUAAUUAAAAUUUCUCUGUUCAUGGAUACCUAAGACAUUAUUACAUCUUUUACAAUGUGAAUGGUCCUUUGACAUCCUCUGUUCUUUGUCGUGGGACCAAAGUUCUAUGCCCAUUCCUUCUCCCUGCCACUUCUCUACGAUUUCAAUCCCGAGAUACUCGACAUCGGCCGACAGAAGGUCCGAGAGUUUACCAGUAGGCAAUAAUUUCACGGGAAUGCGGCGGCGUCGGUGGCGGCACCGCGGCUUUCGUGUCUAUGGAAAAAAAUCUCGGACCGCUCGAUAACGGAUCUCACGCCGGAUUCCGCGCCGUGAACAAAUUGGACUCUUCUGAGUGACCGGACUUCGUUAUUCUCGAAUAGAACGGUCGCUGCGAAAAUUAACUCUCAUCAGCGUGAUGGCUCGCGCUUAUCUCGUUGGAAUGCGCAUAAAAUAUACGAGACACGAACGCGAAUUAUAAUAAAUUCAUAUAAUUAAUAAUGUUUAAUUUUAUGGGUCGGACGUAAUGGUAUUUCUAUGUCUACGCGUAGCGCAAUAUUUCAUAUAUUUCUACUUUCUCUCAUACAUUAUAUUCUCAGUACUCUCUAAUUCCAUUCUUAAGGAAUCUUCAAGUAGAAAUAAAAGGGUGAUCCCUUAUAUCAAGGAUUCUUAUCUCGUACAAGCACGAGCGCGUUUCCUGAGCGAAAAGAAAGAGAUGCUGAUGACGAUCCAAAAAGAAGAUGAGGAGACGGAAGGAAAGGAUCAAGAAGCCGGAAUGGUAAUGGAGAGGAUGAGUCGAAGCAGAAGAAGGGGGAGGGGGAGGAGGAUGAGAAGGUGGCUAGCACGUACGUCAGGAAAGUCUCCAAGAAAAGAACAACUUCCGCGUAAACGAUACCUGCUUCUGUGCACCUUCUGGUAAUUAAAAGGCAACACCUGUACCUGUACACUCGCGCUGUGUAGCAAUGUAAUGAGGCAAGACGAGAAGAGUGAAUGUGCCGAGCAACAACGCACAACGAAAGCGACCAGAGCCCGCCUGGCGCUCGAUAAUCGCCAGAAAUUCCCGAUUAUUAAGCGUACAGGUGUUUACACCGGGAACCAAUUCCGGAUCUGCCCGAGACGCCUUGGAGGAAUACACGUUCGCGCGUGAACGACCCGUAAGGAGCACCCAACUCUGAUCAAGUGUGCGUUGCCACUGGUUCCCGCAGAAAGAAUUUCACUUGAGUUGCAGCUGGUGCUUUUUGCGCCGUUCAAACUUGAGAUAACUCCGCGCGAUAAUUACUCACUGUUGACUUUAUGACGAAGAUGCAUUGCUCGUCUGCAGAAUUAAUGUGUCAAUAAAAUGCAGGAUAUUAUAAGUCAAUCAAUUAAUUGCCGCGAUACUGAAUAUAAAUUAAAAAUUAUGCACGAAUUAAAGUUUGUUGGUUUUUUUGAAUAACAAAUUUUCUCCUUCUUUCGGCAUAACUAUGAAUAGAAUUUUCCUAAAGGGACAACUUGAUUUUUUUAAGAUUAAUGUUACUUUUAUAUGUAACUUUUAUAUGUA